AAUCUUCUUUUACAUGUAUUCUGUCUGCAGAGAAGCUUUCUGUAGGGUAUAACCAGGCUACUACUGCACCAAAAGGCAUCAACACAAAAAAAAAAGGUAAAAAAAAAUAUUGAUCUUAAUACCAAAUAUUUUAGAAGAAAAAAAGUUAUUUCCCAUUUCAUGCAUAGUUGUCUUGCUUUGUACCAAACUCAUUCCUAAAUUCUACUAAAAAAGGUAUUAAUUCCUAUUCAUGCAAAGUUCCUCUAAUUCACCAAACUUACUCCUACUUCACUCUGUUUUCUGACUUUUCUCCCAUUUAUAUUCUCUCUCAUUAGCUCCUAAACAAUUCAUCUGAAUUCAAAGCCUUCUCCUCUCUACUUCUCAAUCAUGCCAGAAACCAGCAUCAACAAUGGCACCACUUCUUCCAAUCCAUCACCCAACAAGCGUGUUGCCAAUCCCGGGAAGGCCACCAUUCUUGCCCUGGGCAAGGCCUUCCCCAAGCAACUCCUCGCUCAGGACUGCCUGGUUGAGGGCUUCAUCCGCGACACCAACUGUCUCGACCCUGACAUCAAAGAAAAACUCGAACGCCUAUGUAAAACAACAACUGUGAAGACAAGAUACACAGUUAUGUGCAAGGAGAUUCUAGACAAAUACCCAGAAUUAGCAACCGAAGGAUCACCCACCAUCAAGCAAAGACUCGAGAUAGCAAAUCCAGCUGUUGUGGAAAUGGCAAUAGAAGCAAGUCUGGCAUGUAUUAAGGAAUGGGGCAGGUCUGCCCAAGACAUCACUCACGUAAUCUAUGUUUCCUCUAGUGAAAUCAGGUUGCCAGGAGGGGACCUAUAUCUGGCUAGUGGUUUGAACCUUAGGCCUGAUGUGGGUCGUGUCAUGCUCUACUUCUUAGGCUGUUAUGGAGGUGCAACCGGACUCAGGGUUGCCAAGGACAUAGCAGAGAACAACCCGGGGAGUCGCGUCCUACUCACAACUUCUGAGACUACUAUCUUGGGUUUCCGACCCCCGAGUAAGGACCGGCCCUACGAUCUCGUGGGGGCCGCCUUAUUCGGGGAUGGAGCUGCAUCUGCCAUCAUAGGAGCUGAUCCUGAUCUCGAGAAAGAAUCUCCUUUCAUGGAAUUGAAUUAUGCUGUUCAGCAAUUCUUGCCUGGAACCCAUAAUGUGAUAGAUGGGAAUAUUACAGAAGAGGGAAUAAACUUCAAGCUUGGAAGGGAUCUGCCUCAUAGGAUUGAAGAGAAUAUAGAGGAGUUUUGCAGGAAGUUGAUGAUGAAAAGGGGAGGAGAAGAAGGAGAGUUUAAUGGGCUGUUUUGGGCCGUUCAUCCAGGUGGGCCUGCAAUACUGAAUAAGCUAGAGAAGAAGCUUCAACUUGGGCCGAACAAACUUGAUUGUAGUAGAAGGGCGUUAAUGGACUUUGGGAAUGUGAGCAGUAAUACAAUCUUCUAUGUGUUGGAGUACAUGAGAGAAGAACUGAAGAAAAAGAAGAAUAAGUAUGAUGAAGAAGAAGAAGAGUGGGGCCUGGCAUUGGCUUUUGGGCCUGGUAUCACAUUUGAAGGCCUUCUUCUUAGGAGCCUCACAUAAAAUCUUAUUAAUCUAAUCUUAUGCCUUUUAUUAUAAUGUUUUUAUUAUUUUCAUAAUUUGCUUUCUUUGUUGUUGGAUACCAACAAAAAUAUAAUUAUCAUUAAUGAACUUAUCUGUUUGAU
This is a messenger RNA of Impatiens glandulifera, 1688 nucleotides long. RefSeq names its product type III polyketide synthase A-like. The record is from RefSeq and is a predicted model, not a curated record. NCBI's taxonomy places the organism in Eukaryota, Viridiplantae, Streptophyta, Magnoliopsida, Ericales, Balsaminaceae. The transcript has 3 exons. The coding region runs from base 367 to 1566 and encodes 399 amino acids. Gene Ontology annotation, biological process: polyketide biosynthetic process. Gene Ontology annotation, molecular function: acyltransferase activity, transferring groups other than amino-acyl groups.